CAAGCAAAUGCAGAGACUACUCAGUUAGAUGAGGCUGAAUACGGGGAUGGGGCCCAUUCAGAGGGUGUUUGUGAGAGGGGUCAUAAGUGCAGAACUGGAAAAGCUUCUACGGCAUCAAAUCGUCCUCAGAAGCGCAAAGGUUCAGCAGCUGAUGAGGAUGCUAAAGAUAGUACAUCAUCCAAGAAGUCAAGGAAGCGGUUACCCCGUCAACAAGUUGAUGAGCCAGGGAACAAUAGUUAUGAGGACAGCUUUGAUGCUGAAAAUACUAGUGAUUUUGAUGGCAUUGAAGAUGGGGAGCAUGAUUCAGCACGGAGAAAAAGAGUCCCAAGAAAGUCGAAGAUACCUGUAUCUGACAAUGAACCAGUUCAAAAGUGUAAAAGGACCAAGAAAGCACCUGAUGAACCAACUAAAAAGUUCUCUCAUUCAACUUGUAGAAAUCGAAGACGUGGUGAACAUAAUUCUGGGUAUUUAUUUUGAUGAGUUAUGGAAUUUGUAUGCAUGUCUUUGUGAUUUCCUUUUAUGUUCUGCAGUGGACAAGUCUUUGAUUGAGAUGCCAGAGGGUCAAAUUGAUCCACAGAAAAUUCCAUUGCGGGAUCUUAUUCGACUUCGAGAGUAUACAGAGUGCUCAGAGAUCAAAGAGGCAGCCAAGUUGAAAACUCAAGCUUCCAAUCACAGGGAUAGGGUUAGCACAAGUUCCUUUAGCUUGAAUUACGCGUCUUUUAUGAAAAAACCACGGCCCGUAAAAUGGUCUGAACAAGACACUGAACUGUUCUAUGAGGGUAUUGAGCUGUUCGGAUCUGAAUUUCAUAUGGUCGCUCUACUUUUUCCUGGUCGAACACGUGAUCACAUCAAGUUUAAGCACAAGAAGGAAAAACGUCAAAAUCCAUUACGUAUUGAUGAAGCCUUGCACCAUCAACCCAAAGACAAUUCCAAAUAUGCUCGGGUGAUUAAUGAGAUGCUAAAAGUUGCUCGGCAAACGCAGAAGUCUAAUUCAGAUGAGUUAAGUGACAUAAUAGACCUGGAGGAGGAAGAGCUGACUCAAAAUAACAAUGAGGAAGUGACAACACCCGAGUUGGAUAAAAUUGAAGAUAUGGAAACUGAUGUUGCUGCCUUAGUUCAACACGAGGAAGCUGCUGUUACUGAAGUUCAUAGUCCCAUGAAGUCCAAUCAAAGUGGCCAUGGUGACGAUUUUGGCGGUUGGAGUGAUGAAUUUUAGUGUACCAGUGUUACAAGGAAAUUAAAUGUGUCAUUGGAACCGCAAUAACCGGUAAACACACAUAUUUCAACUAUGGAGCAUGUGGAGAUAGAAUUUUUUUUUAUUAACAAACCGGUAACAGUUGCGGAAGAACUGGCAAGAAUGGGAUUUGAUGUAGAAAAGAUCAGCUUAUGUGUUCAUAGGGGAUUGUGAUUCUUUCUUAGCAAGAUUAAUUGGUCAUACUAUUCCCGGUCCCACUAGUUCUAAAUUUGGAGCAGGGGAUCUGAUGUAGCAAUGUAGAAGUCAUAGCUGUUAGCAAUUAUUUCUGAACUCUGCUUGUUAGAAAUUAUAUGAAGUACAUUGUUCUUUCAUCUCUCCUUCAUUAUGAUGAAGUAAUACUGAUCAUGUUCAAAGU
Messenger RNA from Fragaria vesca subsp. vesca, 1610 nucleotides. RefSeq lists its product as uncharacterized. The coding region runs from base 29 to 1216 and encodes 395 amino acids. NCBI's taxonomy places the organism in Eukaryota, Viridiplantae, Streptophyta, Magnoliopsida, Rosales, Rosaceae. Gene Ontology annotation, molecular function: TFIIIC-class transcription factor complex binding. Gene Ontology annotation, biological process: RNA polymerase III preinitiation complex assembly. The transcript has 7 exons. Gene Ontology annotation, cellular component: transcription factor TFIIIB complex. The record is from RefSeq and is a predicted model, not a curated record.